GCAAACUUAGAACUCAUCCACUGGCGUUAGCUUCAAGUUAAAACUAUUACGUGUAUUUUUCCGUUUUAACUGGGCCUUCUUGUAACAAUGGAAGCUAAAACUCAAGUUUCGGGGACAACAUCUAAGAUGAUUCCUCUUGCGUCACCCAAGGGAAUGGAAAAGCUGUGUGAACUUUGUCAAAGAGAAGCACACCUGCAAUGCAACAAAUGCCGGGUCACCUUUUACUGUGAUGUAGAUCACCAGCAGGCUGACUGGGUGGGAAUCCACGAGAGAAUCUGUCAGUUUCUUAUUCCCCUUCGCACCCCGACACUCUUUAGUCUCCAGCGGGCUGGCAGCGUUGAAAUUCAGCUUAAAAAGGCAGAGCUGAUUGAGAUUUGCAGGUUGGUGGCUCAGAGCAAAUUAUCUGAGGGGAAACACCAGGAGGCUCUGCCUGCUGCCCAGUUCUGCCUGCGCUGUUCCAUAGAUGUCCAUGGCCCCAGUACUGUCCAACUAGUCCCUGCCUACCUGCUCCUGGCAGAGGCCAACAUGGGUUUGGGUAAUCUAGCCGUGGUGGCAGAGCUCCUCUCCCAGGCAGAGUGGGCGGUGUUGAAGAGCCCAGAAUGCGGUCCCGCAGUCCACCACCGGCUGCACAGGAGUCUAGGCCGCCUCCACACAGAGACUGGAAACCUGGAAGCAGCUCUACUUCACUUUGCAAAUGAUAUAUACUUUGCCAGUGAGGAGUAUGGUCUGGAUAGCACAGUCACCUGUGGUGGCUACUUUCUCAUGGCUGAUGUGUUUGCCAAACAAGGGAAGAUGCCCAUUCUUCGUUCCUUGUACUCUGAGGUGGCACAUAUUUGGCACCGAAACCUGACCAAACUCCUAAAGACUCACGUCCAAACCACGCCCAUGUUGUUGGAGCUCUUUUAUGACAAUGCUCAGCAAGUUGAAGUGGACAAGAUGUUAAGAACCAUGUUGGAGUUUGAACAGAAUGAAUCCAGAAAAGACUCUGCUCAGAUUGCACUGGUGGCCCACUGUCUGGCCAUGCUGUGGUUUCUGGGGGGAGACGCCGUAAAGGCACUGGGAUUUGGCAGCACGGCCCUGCAGGCCAGCCAGCUGAUACCAAACCAUGACCUGACAGAGCCCAUCCAGGGCCUGCUGCAGCUGGUGCAGAGUCUGCAGACAGACCCACAUCCUGGUUCUGACUAGUCACCAUACCUUCCCUGCCCCUGCCUCUGCUUGGAGGUCUGCUCCAUCGAGACAUCUGUUUCUGAAUCUCCACACUGAUUCACCCAUGUAGAUGCAAUAACUGCUGAACUGGUAACAAAUAAAAAGUUAAUUGAGCACAGAUCUUAUGAUGUCAUUUAGGGUUUAUCCAGAUGUUGUGACUUUGGUGUUAUAAGCAGAACAAUUUCCGAUAGUGGAAUUCUUGAUAGGAGAAGAAAAAGAAGAGAGGACACAUUUUCUUUGGUUUUGAAUAAUGACUCAUCUUUAUUUUAAUCUAAAAAACAGAGGGAUAUAUAUUUACAUCAUUUUGCACAUUUGUAAAUGACAUGAUUUUGGGAUCAUUUUGUAACACUGUCAGAAUGAUAGAGAAGAGAGGGCAUUUGCUGAGACUUUUUUAAAUGCAACUUUUUUGCUUAUCUCGUACCUAGCAUUUCAGAACCUUUUCAUCAAUUCAUCAUAUGCAGAUAUAAUUAAAGAUUUCUAGUGUCUAUGUCAUCAACAGAGAGCUGCAUUAUUUCACUGAAGCAUAAACAUUGGAUUCUUGUAAACCUUUAAGCAAACCUCAGGUUUGUUUGAAAACACAUUGACAUAGAAUGUACCUGAUGGUUGCUGUGAAAUCCUACAUAUUAUAUACAAUUCGGAAACAUGUAUUCUUUAUAUCAAAACAAAGAACCACUUUUAAAAUCAUCUCACUACUAGUGUUAUUAGUACUGAAUUAUACAACAAAAUGCUUAUUUUUGGCAUUCAGAUUCAUUUUUAUGUGUUGAGAGGCAGCAAAACAUGGAAACACUUGGAUUUCCUCAUAUUCCCUUUUUCUUUUUUGAGCCAAAUAUACUUUAGCAGCAGUUUGGAAUUUAACAGCAACCUUGUGCUCUAUUGUUGUACACAGUGACUAGUCCAGAGGUCCCUACGUGUUUGUUCCAGGCUGGCAUUUCAUGAUGUAAACACAUUUAUUUCUUGUUUCGCUGUGUCACUAGCCUGUAGUACCCCAGUUUCUUUCAGUAGCUUGGGUUAGGGCUAUGCCUUGUAUAGAUUUUAUCAUUGCCACUGAGAGAGACCACACAGAAAGAAACCUGCCUGAAUUGGGACCCUGACUCAACUAUGAUCCUCAAAUCAAUGCUCCCAAAGGAAACCAGACACUGAAAAGGCAUUUUGAAAGUUGUUAGGGCACAGUUAAAUGAACCUUCAAUGGCUAGAUGUGUUCAGUCUACAUGUGGAUGAUGAAUAUGUUCUUAUGGCUGGUUUUUUAAUGUCUUGAAAGGAUAUGAGAUCUUUGAUUUACACUUAUGUACACAAUGUGGAAUGACGCAGGCUUCAGUACAAAGACAAAGACUUCAAAAAAUAGGGGACAACAACAACUGGAGAUAGUUCACCCAUAGGAGCUUUUAUGUUGGGAUGUGACAUAUUGAUCAAGUUCACUGACCCUUACAUGUCAGGAGAGUGAACACUGGCGGAUUUCACAGUUUUUUUGUCAGAUACUUUGAUUAUAUAGAUACCAGACAACAUCACAGCAGUGUAAAGGAUGUUAUUCUCUCAGUGGAGCCACUGUGAUCACUUGACAGCAGACUUAAAUAAAAAGCUGCCGUUUCCUGUUGUCUGGUGGGUUUAGAUUUGGCACCCUCAAGCAGGCCCCUUUUAGAUUCCAGACAGUUAGUAAAUUCGGCCCACAAAAAAGGAAAAUAAAAAUCAAGCUUCACAGCGGUUUCACUUUAUUGAGACAAUAUUAGUGCACACAAACCACUUUCUUCUUUAAAAAUACCAUAAAUUAGGAAGAAAACAAGGAACAAUAUAAAACAAGCAAGGAAAAAAAGUGCAUGUUAACCAUGGUAUACACCACAUUGUCUUAUACUGUAGUUUACAACCUUUUUUUCAUUGUUGUUUGUGUGUCUUUUUUUGUCUGACUGUAGGCAUGUGUUAUGUUUUUGACAUGUGUCUAGCUUGGAUGGAUAUGUUGUUCCUUUGGGGGUCAGGGGUGAGAUCCAGGCUGCUUCCCUGAGUUGUGUUCAACAGAAAGGGUUACAAGCCUAAAAACAUGGACGUUACUAUGUGCAGCAACUUAGGGUUUACAUUUGUGCUUUUGAUCAGAUCUGUAAAUUAUUCUUAAUCAAUGGUAGUUACCCCAGAGUACCCUGCCUCAAUGCUGAUAGUUAUUUCAGAGGGUGUGCAGGAGGUAAAUCAAGAGGAACAGAAAACCAUAAGCAGUAAGCUCUUGGCCACUGAAAUCCCUGUUUUUUUCUUUGUUUUCUAAGUAAAGAGAAAGUAACAUUCUAUUCAAAAAGACUGCAAAAAUAUAGUUUCCAUUUUUUAUUUGUACAUCAUGCCAACAUAUUUUGUGGGUUAUGAUACUUCAUUUUUAUCAAAAAAAAAACAAAAAAAAAAAACAAAACUAAACAAA
Messenger RNA from Lates calcarifer (barramundi perch), 3598 nucleotides. It is a transcript of the gene zmynd12, whose product is annotated as zinc finger, MYND-type containing 12. The transcript is spliced from 8 exons. The coding region runs from base 88 to 1185 and encodes 365 amino acids. Lineage: Eukaryota; Metazoa; Chordata; Actinopteri; Centropomidae. The record is from RefSeq and is a predicted model, not a curated record. Gene Ontology annotation, molecular function: protein binding.